This is a messenger RNA of Eubalaena glacialis (North Atlantic right whale), 4746 nucleotides long. It is a transcript of the gene SOX12, whose product is annotated as SRY-box transcription factor 12. The transcript has a single exon. Bases 376 to 1314 code for a protein of 312 amino acids. The record is from RefSeq and is a predicted model, not a curated record. Gene Ontology annotation, biological process: positive regulation of transcription by RNA polymerase II; anatomical structure morphogenesis; negative regulation of transcription by RNA polymerase II. Lineage: Eukaryota; Metazoa; Chordata; Mammalia; Artiodactyla; Balaenidae. Gene Ontology annotation, molecular function: DNA-binding transcription factor activity, RNA polymerase II-specific; RNA polymerase II cis-regulatory region sequence-specific DNA binding.
AAGACACUGGAAGGCGGUGGGGCGGAGAGAGGCGCGCGCGGGCCGCGGCCGAGCAGGAGGCUGCAAGGAGAGCCCGCGGGGGCCCUGGGAGUGCAGUUCCUCAGCCCCCGCAAAACAAUGUGUGGCGUGCUGCGGGGCGCAACUUGCCGGAGGCGGCGGGGGCGCGCCGAGCCCGCCUGAGACCGCGCCGCUGACCUUCUCCCCCCGCCGUCCGUUGGGCCCGAGCGCCCAGCUUCUCGCUCCCCAGCUCGCGGGGGCCGGGCCGAGCUGCAGGGCGGGGCCGCCCCUCCGUCGCUGCUGCCUCCUCCCCCACCCCCAGCCGCUGAGGAUGCGGACGGCCCCCGGCGGCGUCUAGCGGCCCCGGGCCCAGGCGCGAUGGUGCAGCAGCGGGGCGCGAGGGCCAAGCGGGACGGCGGGCCACCGCCCCCGGGGCCCGGGCCGGCCGAGGAGGGGGCGCGUGAGCCCGGCUGGUGCAAGACCCCGAGCGGCCACAUUAAGAGACCGAUGAACGCGUUCAUGGUGUGGUCGCAGCACGAACGGCGGAAGAUCAUGGACCAGUGGCCCGACAUGCACAACGCCGAGAUCUCCAAGCGCCUGGGCCGCCGCUGGCAGCUGCUGCAGGAUUCGGAGAAGAUCCCGUUCGUGCGGGAGGCGGAGCGGCUGCGCCUCAAGCACAUGGCGGAUUACCCGGACUACAAGUACCGGCCGCGCAAAAAGAGCAAGGGGGCGCCCGCCAAGGCGCGGCCCCGCCCCCCCGGCGGCGGCGGCAGCCGGCUCAAGCCCGGGCCGCAGCUGCCUAGCCGCGGGGGCCGCCGAGCAGCGGGAGGGCCUUUGGGGGGCGGCGCGGCGGCGCCCGAGGACGACGACGAGGACGACGACGAGGAGCUGCUGGAAGUGCGCCUGGUCGAGACCCCCGGGCGGGAGCUGUGGAGGAUGGUCCCGGCGGGGCGGGCCGCCCGGGGACAAGCGGAGCGUUCCCAGGGGCCGUCGGGCGAGGGGGCGGCUGUCACCGCCGCCUCCCCGACUCCGUCGGAGGACGAGGAGCCGGAGGAAGAGGAGGAGGAGGCGGCGGCGACGGAGGAAGGCGAAGAGGAGACGGUGGCGUCGGGGGAGGAGCCGCUGGGCUUUCUGUCCAGACUGCCCCCCGGCCCCGCCGGCCUGGACUGCAGCGCCCUGGACCGCGACCCAGACCUGCCGCCCCCUUCGGGCACGUCGCACUUCGAGUUCCCGGACUACUGCACCCCCGAGGUUACCGAGAUGAUCGCAGGGGACUGGCGCCCGUCUAGCAUCGCCGACCUGGUUUUCACCUACUGAGCCCACCGUCAGCGGGGCGCGCACGCCCCCAAACCAGCUGUUUACAUACAGGAAUCAGGUAUUGGGGCCCCUCGGAGGCCGAGGCUGGCACCCCAUCUCCCGCACAGCCUCCCCCCUCCUAGACGUGCCCAACCCCCUUCAAAUCCAGACAUGCCCUUCCCCCGCAGACACACCCCAAGGCAGCCCAACCCCCACCCUUUCUCCGACAUCCAAGCCCCUCCCCAUCUUACCCCCUCCCGCACAGCCACCAGCAGCCAGCCCCCCCCACUCCGAUACACCUCCCGUCCUCUCCAAGAGACCUGUACCCCUCCCCCAUUUUGCACACGCCCCUCCUCACGGCCGGAGGACACGCCCCUGCCCUUGCUCCGGACUCCCUCCGCCUUAGCGUGGCCCGCCUCCUGUCUUGUUUGGGGGGGCGCUGCAGCUGGGCGGCCCCGCGCCCUCCUCCCUUGCCCCUCCCUCCCAGGGAGGGGGAGGGGCCCGUUCCUUUUCCCCGGGAACACUGGGAUCCGCCCCCUUCUCGCGCAUGCUUAAUGCUUCUUGGGAGGAGGGAGCUGGUCCCAGUCGAACCUCACGCCCCUGUCAGCCGAUCCGGGAAGAAGGGGGGCGGAUAUAGAGCGAUCCUGAGAAACCUUUUGAUCCAGGAGCCACGGCUUCCGUUCAACCCGACGGGGCGUCACUGCCUUAAAUGGGAGGAGCACUCGGAAGGGGGAGAAAGAGACUAGCCGGCCCGGAAGGGUUGGUGUGGAGCUUGGAACUCCCAAGUGGCAUAGCCCCUUUUCCCUUACGGGGUCGCCCAACCCACGUGCACCCACCCCUCACCGACUGCAUGACUGCCUCUACAGCUUGUCUUGGUUCCAAGAAGCCAACCUUUCUUUCCCCCGCCUGGGAAUUGGGGGCAGGGUCUUUCUCUGGAAAUCCUUCGGGAGAGAAAAAGAAAACUCAGAACCAAGACACGUAACAGUUUGUUUGGGGACAGGGUCUUUAUGCUCCACCCCCCCCCCAAGUGCCCUUAUCACCUCAGGGCACACUCCCAGCCUGGGCUCCUUCCUAAGCCCACCGCCCCUUCCUGUCACCCAGGUCCCUCUGCCUACAGUAUUCAGUGGGAGAAACUGAGACACGUUGGUACUAGGGGGUUGAGACUGAGGCAUAAUAGCAGAUGAAGUGGCAAGAAGAGCCCCACUUUUCAGCAGCUGGCUUCAGAGAGACCAUCGACUGGGCCAGUGAGACUGAAGGGAGGGUCAGAGCAGUCUUGGGCCGUUUGCGCCUAGCGCUGCUGCAUCCAGUUUGGGGUGCCCUCGGAAACCCUGCCCCUGAUGCUGUUACCCCUCUUACUCCAGCUCCCCGCUCAAGCCCUGCCCCUCCGGCCUCCCCACGCCCCAUUUGCCCUCACUACCUGUAUCUCACCGGCGUGUGUUCACCCUCCUGGGUGUGCACACACUCUCAUUCACACACACAAAUCUCAGGAACAAACGGUCCCAGAGUCCUCCGGGACCCCUGCCCAGGGUCUCUGCAGGUCUCUGCCCCACGCGUUCCCGUCGCUGACAAAGCCACCAGCUGCCUCCUUUAAGCUUGGUGCUCCGGCUCUGGGCCUUUUUGCGCGCGCGCUCUUUCUCUCUUUUUCUCUUUUUCUCUCUCUCUCUUUCUUUUUCUUUUUCUUUUUUUUUUUUUAAAGAAAAACAACAACAAAAAAGACAAUGAAAAAUCCCAGAAAACGUCAUGUGAGUGAAGAGAUGUCACUGUCUGUGGUCUUGGAGAACUAGUCUCAUAGCUGAGGGGAGGGGGCACUGGCACCCACAGCAGGACUUCUGCCAGGACUGAAUAAAGUGUAUUUGCCCCAUCUCGCCCUGUGCUUCUACAUGUCUUUGCCUUUCCUCAACCCUCCCCAAACAGUUUGGCAGAUUCAAGUCCAUGUGACUUAGCACCAUGCAGGAAGAGCUGGGGGUUCCAGGGCAAGGAGGCACCUGGCCCCUCUAGGCCUCUCUGCUCCCUCUAUCUCAGGACUCCUGGUCUUCAUUAAGGAUGGCAGACUCACCCCUGCAGAGGCAAGGCAGGUGACAUGAAUGAGAGAGUCUGGGUGGACACUGGCUUCAUGACCCACUUCAAGGGGAGCAACUGCUCACUUCCUGCCGGUUGUGACCCUGUGGGAAUGCAGCCCACUGUGGCCAGGGGGCUAGAUUUUUCAAGAGAAGAUGGAAAUCUGGAUGUUUCUGUGAACAUCUGAAUUUCAAAAUGAAAGCUGAGUGAAAUAUUUUUAAAUCCUUGUGGACCAAGUGAAACACGUGUGCAGGCACACCUAGUCCAAGGGGGCCAGUUUGACCCUGCCCUUAAGAUUAAGAAUCAGGGUUGAGCCACAAUACCUGGGCUCAAACCCUGGCACCACCACUGAGCACCUGUGUGACCUUGAGCAUGUUAACUUCACCCUGACUCUUCUUUGCAUAUGUGUAACGCGGGGAUGAUGAUAAUACCUGCUUCACAGGGUAAAAUGAAGUUCAAGGUGAGAAGCAUUUAACAUGGUGCUCCAUAAAUUGUAUUAUUCCAUUGUCCAGAGGAGGAAACUUAGGGUCAAGGUGCAGAAGCAACCUGUAAAGGGGCUUCAAGCAGCCAAGGUCAGUGACAGGGCCCCAAAUUUUGGUUUCUGUCUCCUGGUGAAGUGUUAACUUCAGGGUGCUUGCCUCUCCCUCCCUGUUUGAAUCUGCAGAUGGUGUUAGGCUGGCAGCUCAGGGUGUGGAGUAGUGGGGUUCGUCCCCAUGCCUAGCACAUAACUGGCCCCCAGUGUAGAUGCCUUGAAUGACUGAAGAGCAGCAGAAGCCACGGUGAUUCCUGUCCAUGAGAUUCUUACCUGUGUUUUGGGAACUGAGACCAAGACUUUUCAAAACUUUUGUCCCCCUACACCUUUCCGCCUAAUUCUUCCUCUACCAGAUCCAAUGAAUUCCUAAGGUUGGACAAAGCCUGUUUCCCCAGUAAGAACCAAGGCCAAGUGUGCAAGUCUCAUUCAGAGGGUAUUUGGGGACUGGGAUACCCAUAGAUGCUUUAAAAGAGGACUAAAGCAGGUUUGGGAGGGCUGGGCACCUAUAGAAAGGGGGCUUGGGGCAGCAGGAAUUACAGUGAGCGCUUCCUCUUGGCCUCUGAUUGGAAGCAAGAUUGACCACAAAUCAAAACAAAACCUUUAAGAAAGAAAAGGUGGAAGAGAGCCACUUCACCCAGGGCAGCCUGCAUCUGGUGUCCGAAUGAGCACAGGUGUAAAAGCCUGCCACUUCAGUUCAAGGUGGGACAGACACAGGGAGUACCUGCCCCCCUCCCAUGUCCUCACCCCAGGGCCCCUCCAGGGUGGCUGAGGCUUUGCCUGGCCAGCAGCGCAGUUUGGCUUCCUGAACCCAAUUCUGUCUCCUCCCUCUUCUUUUCACAGGUGUUUAUGCCUAAUAAAUAUCU